UAAAUAAAAUAAUAUGUUUUCGAUAUUUCUUCCGUGGCUAGCAUUCACUAUCUUCCAUGUCCAUGGCCACUUCCAAUCUCUUCCACCAAAUUUCCCGACCAUUUCAUUUUCCUACACCUUGCACAACUUUCAGGCCACCAUGCACUGCCGUCAACAUUCACCUGAAACACCGCAAACUAUCCCUUAAACCCAAAACCAAAAAUCACUUAAAGUGGGCCAUUAAACUGAGCUUAGUGGAACAGAGUCCACCAAAAUCAAAUUUUGAUUUGGAGCAACUAGUGGGGUUUCUCUAUGAAGAUCUUCCUCAUCUCUUUGAUGAUAAGGGUAUUGAUAAAAGUGCUUAUGAUGAACGUGUUUUCUUCAGAGACCCGAUUACUAAGCAUGAUGAUUUGAGUGGUUAUCUUUUCAACAUUGCUCUUCUUAAGACACUUUUUACUCCGAGGUUUCAGUUACAUUGGGUUAAACCGACAGGACCUUAUGAGAUUACUACAAGAUGGACUAUGGUUAUGAAAUUCAUGCUACUUCCAUGGAAACCAGAAUUGGUGUUCACCGGAACAUCUGUUAUGGGGGUUAACCCAGAAAAUGGAAAGUUCUGUAGCCAUGUGGACUUUUGGGAUUCACUAGAGAAAAAUGACUAUUUUUCAUUCGAAGGUUUGACGGAAGUAUUCAAACAGUUGAGGAUUUACAAGACACCGGAAUUGGAAUCACCCAAAUAUCAAAUAUUGAAAAAGACGGCAAAUUAUGAGGUUAGACAGUAUGAUCCAUUCGUAGUAGUAGAAACUAAUGCAGACAAGCUAUCUGGGAAUACCGGCUUCAAUGAUGUUGCUGGAUAUAUAUUCGGAAAGAAUUCAACAACAGAAAAGAUACCAAUGACUACACCUGUGUUCACUCAAGCCAUGGAUGCUGACUUGUCCAAAGUGUCGAUCCAAAUAGUUCUUCCAUCAGACAAAGAAACAAAGAGUUUACCAAAUCCUAAUCAAGAAACAGUUAGCUUGAGAAAAGUCGAAGGAGGCAUUGCUGCUGUAAUAAAGUUUAGUGGAAAACCGACAGAGGAUAGUGUUCGCGAAAAGGAGAAAAUCUUGCGGUCUAAUAUCAUUAAAGAUGGUUUAAAACCUCAGCCUGGUUGUUUGCUUGCUCGGUACAAUGAUCCAGGUCGAACUUGGAGCUUUAUAAUGAGGAAUGAAGUGCUCAUUUGGCUAGACGAUUUCUCGUUGGAUUAGCGUUAAUGCAGUACGCAUGGCUGUUACGGCUACACACAGUAAAUUUUGUUCAUCUUAAUUUACAUUACUCACACACCAUGUUUUACCAUCUCGAUGUCAUUUUCUGUUUUCUGGCUUAUUAUAUGAAAUGUAAUAUUUUAAAUUCUCUUCUGGUUCGAGUAAUUCUUCAAACCAGAAAUAGGAAUGUAAAAAAAUAGGAAGAAUAUCACUCAACAAAUUGUUAAAGAAUAAGAUUGUACAGUAAGUUUUAACUUAUUCUAUAGUGCUUAUUGUUUUAUUGACAACAAAAUUUUAAUUC
Messenger RNA from Trifolium pratense (red clover), 1518 nucleotides. RefSeq lists its product as uncharacterized. Lineage: Eukaryota; Viridiplantae; Streptophyta; Magnoliopsida; Fabales; Fabaceae. The transcript is spliced from 8 exons. The coding region runs from base 57 to 1220 and encodes 387 amino acids. The record is from RefSeq and is a predicted model, not a curated record.